Messenger RNA from Mustela erminea (ermine), 781 nucleotides. RefSeq names its product tubulin polyglutamylase complex subunit 2-like. The transcript is spliced from 2 exons. The coding region runs from base 1 to 744 and encodes 247 amino acids. Gene Ontology annotation, biological process: protein polyglutamylation. Lineage: Eukaryota; Metazoa; Chordata; Mammalia; Carnivora; Mustelidae. The record is from RefSeq and is a predicted model, not a curated record.
AUGACGUUCAGCAGGUCUUCAUGGGAACAAAAAAAUAACUGUGUGCUGCCUGAGGAUGUGAAGAAUUUUUACCUGAUGACCAAUGGCUUCCACAUGACAUGGAGUGUGAAGCUGGAUGCCAGUGAGAACCAGCCAGAGAAGCCUCAUUUUGAUUCUCGCAGCGUGAUAUUUGAGCUGGAUCCUUGCAAUGGGAAUGGGAAGGUUUGCCUUGUCUACAAAAGAGGGAAACCAGCGUUAGCACAAGACACUGAGAUCUGGUUCCUGGACAGAGCAUUAUACUGGCAUUUUCUCACAGACACCUUCACCGCUUAUUAUCGCCUGCUCAUCACGCACCUGGGCCUGCCGCAGUGGCAGUACGCCUUCACCAGCUAUGGCAUUAGCCCGCAGGCCAAGCAGUGGUUCAACAUGUAUAAACCCAUCACCUACAACACAGACCUACUUGCAGAAGAGACCAACUCCUUCGUAAACAAGCUGGAUCCCAGCAAAGUGUUCAAGAGCAAGAACAAGACCUUAAUCCCCAAAAAGAAAGGGCCAGUCCAGCCUGCAGUUCUCACAGGUGCAGCAGCAGAGGAACUAGGAGAGCAGUGGUGCCCUUCACAUCAGUGGGAGUCCUCAGGAGGCUAUAGAAGAGAGAAGGAAGGGGGCUCCGUGAAGGAAAGGAGAGCAAUGAAGAGCCAGGCUGGCCACCUGAGGUGCAGGACCCAGAGCGAAACAAAGAUGUGGGGCCUCAUGUCCAAAAAUUAGGAAAAUAGUACCAUUAAAAGUACUGAAAUGUUCUUUC